This is a messenger RNA of Exophiala aquamarina CBS 119918, 1635 nucleotides long. Its product is annotated as STE/STE7/MEK1 protein kinase. Bases 1 to 1635 code for a protein of 544 amino acids. Gene Ontology annotation, biological process: protein phosphorylation. Lineage: Eukaryota; Fungi; Ascomycota; Eurotiomycetes; Chaetothyriales; Herpotrichiellaceae. Gene Ontology annotation, molecular function: ATP binding; protein kinase activity. The record is from RefSeq and is a predicted model, not a curated record. The transcript has 3 exons.
AUGUCCGACCCUUUCAAAGCCCGCACGUUGAAGAGGAAGAAUGUCAAAGGGUUGGCUCUAAAUGCUCCUCCUCCGCGGACUGCUCCCUCGGAAGGGGAUUCACAGAUCCCUGGUGCCUUAGGAAAUUCCGAAAGCGAUCGAACCGAUACUUUGGAGAUCGGACUAGAGUUCAAACUAGACUUGAGAAGCGAAGACUUGGUGGUACUCAAAGAAUUGGGAGCAGGAAAUGGAGGCACUGUCAGUAAAGUUAUGCAUGCAUCUACCAAGGUGAUCAUGGCGAGGAAGAUCAUCCGGGUAGAUGCCAAAGAGAAUGUGCGAAAGCAAAUUGUCAGAGAACUCCAACUCGGACAUGAUUGCAGCUCACCCUAUGUAAUCACAUUCUAUGGUGCCUUUCAAAACGAGGCUCGUGACAUUGUGCUAUGUAUGGAAUACAUGGACUGUGGUUCUUUGGAUCGUAUAUCGAAGGACUUUGGACCGAUCCGCGUCGAUGUGCUCGGAAAGAUAACGGAAUCCAUAUUGGGAGGUUUGGUGUAUCUUUAUGAAGCCCAUCGCAUCAUGCACCGAGAUAUCAAGCCGUCGAAUGUAUUGGUCAAUUCUCGAGGUAUGAUCAAAUUAUGUGACUUUGGAGUUGCAACCGAGACCGUCAAUUCGGUAGCCAACACGUUCGUCGGAACUUCAACAUACAUGGCACCUGAGCGGAUCCAGGGGGGUGCCUACACGAUCAAAUCGGACGUAUGGAGCGUCGGGCUUACGGUCAUGGAACUUGCCAUUGGAAGAUUUCCUUUCGAUGCAAGUGACUCAGCAGCCGGAGAUAGGGCGAGCGCGGGGCCCAUGGGUAUCUUGGACCUUUUGCAGCAGAUUGUCCACGAACCCGCACCAAAGUUGCCCAAGAGCGAGGCAUUCCCCGCGAUAUUGGAUGACUUUAUUGCCAAAUGUUUACUCAAGAGCCCCGAUGAGCGACCCACCCCCCGCGAGCUCUACGACAGAGAUAACUUUUUGCAAGCGGCCAAGCGAACACCAGUUGAUCUACAAGAAUGGGCAGUAGCAAUGAUGGAUCGACAUAAUCGAAAAUCCUACCUGGCACCCCCUGCUCCUAAAUCUCUCAAGAGCGACGGAACGACAUCAGAUUCAUCCUAUGCAACUUCUGCUACAUCCACAGCAUCUUUCACAAGUGACAGCCGAGCCACACCUGUCACUGCGAGAAAAUAUGCCAGCCCCACAUCUGGAGACAUACCCUUAGCUACGCCCCAAUUUGCACUCGCACCGCCGUCUCAACAGACACCCACUGGUAUCGUCGAAAGAUCGCCGCCGCCUCCUCUGUCUCUUCAACAUCUGUCACUGGAGACAAGAGAUGCACCAAGUGGAUUGGGGUCGCGAUCAAAUCGCCUGGGGUAUAGUGACCGAGACAACAUUCCUGAACCAGCGUCAGCCAUCGAGCCUUCGCAGCGACCAAUGUUUCCACCGCGGACCAGCUCCAAUGGGUCAUCGAUUCCCAGUCGAGGUCAUUUACCCAGCCCGGCGAUGACCAUUAGGCCUCCCCCCACGGGACCUCUACCGCCACCGCCGAUGAAGGACCUACCUGCCCCUCCAGUGUUGAGGAGUGCGGGAGUAGCCAGUCCACGACGGCCACGAUGA